AGGUGAAAGGUCACGCUGCUAUUUGGCGGCCAUUUCUCUGGAAGCUCAGCGACUGUGUCCGUGCUGUGGCUGCUCCAGUCACGAGGGUCGGACGACAGCUGGGUCGGCGGCGAGUAGCCUGCAGCAUUUGCCCACUACUGCAGCAGUAGUCGCGAUGAGUUUGCCCCUCAAUCCCAAACCUUUCCUCAAUGGAUUAACAGGAAAGCCAGUAAUGGUGAAGCUUAAGUGGGGAAUGGAGUACAAAGGCUACCUGGUGUCUGUAGAUGGCUAUAUGAACAUGCAGCUUGCAAACACAGAAGAAUACAUAGAUGGAGCAUUAUCUGGACAUCUGGGUGAAGUUUUAAUAAGGUGUAAUAAUGUCCUUUAUAUCAGGGGUGUUGAAGAAGAAGAAGAAGAUGGGGAAAUGAGAGAAUAGCAUCUUUUGGGGGGAAUUUUUUUAUAUAGAUUUGUAGACAAUAAAGAUUUGUUUGUUUUUCAA
Messenger RNA from Physeter macrocephalus (sperm whale), 478 nucleotides. It is a transcript of the gene SNRPF, whose product is annotated as small nuclear ribonucleoprotein polypeptide F. Gene Ontology annotation, biological process: spliceosomal snRNP assembly; mRNA splicing, via spliceosome. The record is from RefSeq and is a predicted model, not a curated record. Gene Ontology annotation, cellular component: pICln-Sm protein complex; catalytic step 2 spliceosome; U1 snRNP. Lineage: Eukaryota; Metazoa; Chordata; Mammalia; Artiodactyla; Physeteridae. The coding region runs from base 155 to 415 and encodes 86 amino acids. Gene Ontology annotation, molecular function: RNA binding. The transcript is spliced from 4 exons.